AAGCCUCAAGAGUGGAAAGAAGAAAAUUGAAUUUCAUCCCCCGUUUCCCCAUUGCUGUGCUCCAGCCUCUCACCCGCUGAGGGCCAGCACUUUUCUCUUACUGGCAUACCCAAGCGGAAAAAUCAAGCAGGGCAAAACCAGAAGAAGGAGGAGGCAAGUUGAGGAAGAGUUAAAGAAAGAAAGUAAAGAGGAGGGAUGUUGUUUCAGGUAGGAGGACAAGGGACUCGUCCCACCUUCUUCGAAAUGGCCGCUGCCCAACAGCUCCCUUCGAGUCUUCGUGCUGCUCUCACUUACUCUCUCGGCGUAUUGGCUUUAAGAAGACCCUUUAUUCACAAAAUCCUGGACUAUGAGGAUGAAUUCUUCGCUUUGCUAACGCUUGUCUUGGAAACCCACAGCUUGAGAACAACCGAUGCUUCUUUUGCCGAGUCUCUUUAUGGGUUGAGAAGAAGAGCGGUUAAUAUUAAAGUAAAAACAAAGGAUAAUAUUCACAGCAAGAAGAAGAUUUUGCCAUUGGAUUCCCCUGCUGACGCAAUUCAUCAUAAUGGUUUAGAGAAACGCCAGAAAAUCCUCUCUGUUGUAUUUUUGGUUGUGUUGCCGUAUUUUAGGUCCAAAUUGCAGUAUGUAUACAAUAGAGAAAGGGAAGCUACACUUCAAGCGAGCUUAUGGGGUGAGGGUGAGGAAAGAUUUGGCAACAUAGACUACUUUGAUGGAAGUGGAAAUUCCUCAGCUUCUGGGAGCAGUUCUGGUGAAGAAGCAUCUACCACGAGAAGACGCGUCAUGAAGAGAAUACAGAAGAUUAUAGCUGCUUGCUACCCGUGGAUACACGCUGGAAGUGAAGGAUUGUCUUUUGCUUAUCAGCUUUUGUAUCUACUAGAUGCUACUGGGUUCUACUCUUUAGGAUUACACGUUCUAGGGAUUCAUGUUUGUCGAGCUACAGGGCAGGAGCUGAUGGAUACAUCUUCAAGAAUUUCUAAAAUCAGGAGCCGCGAACGUGAGAGACUCCGUGGCCCCCCUUGGCUGAAGGCAGUGCAAGGUGCACUUCUAAGCAGUAUGUAUGCAGUUCUUGACUAUGCACAAACUGGUUUAAUUGCUGCAGUAUUUUUCUUUAAAAUGAUGGAAUGGUGGUACCAAUCUGCUGAGGAGAGAAUGUCUGCUCCAACAGUGUAUCCCCCACCACCACCUCCUCCUCCCCCAAAGGUUGCAAAGGAGGGAAUUCCACUACCUCCAGAUAGAACGUUAUGCCCUUUGUGUUCACAAAAGCGUGUAAAUCCAUCAGCUGUGGCUGUUUCAGGAUUUGUCUUUUGUUAUUCUUGCAUAUUUAAAUACGUCUCUCAGUACAAGCGCUGCCCAGUCACCUUGAUGCCUGCGACAGUGGAGCAAAUUCGGCGGCUUUUUCAUGAUAUGUAGGAUAUCUUUUUAUAGGGGUAUUUGGACCCAAUCUUCGUGCCCAAAAAUCUGUGCAUGGUAGGCUUGUAGCAGUUCUGUACUGUAUUCUCCAAGUACUGAGUGAUGCUUCCUAUUAUGCCGCAUUUCAGGAAGCUUUUAUCAUCUUGCUAUAUAGUCUACACUAAACUUAAACAGUAAAUUGUACAUCUGUAGCCAGAAAUCAAUUUCUACAACUUAAUUCUUUUGUUUAAUUAUACUAGCAGUUGGCCUGUUACCUCA
This is a messenger RNA of Coffea eugenioides, 1665 nucleotides long. RefSeq names its product peroxisome biogenesis protein 12. Bases 196 to 1407 code for a protein of 403 amino acids. The record is from RefSeq and is a predicted model, not a curated record. Lineage: Eukaryota; Viridiplantae; Streptophyta; Magnoliopsida; Gentianales; Rubiaceae. Gene Ontology annotation, biological process: protein import into peroxisome matrix; protein monoubiquitination. The transcript has 9 exons. Gene Ontology annotation, molecular function: ubiquitin-protein transferase activity; protein binding; zinc ion binding. Gene Ontology annotation, cellular component: peroxisomal importomer complex; peroxisomal membrane.